AUGAGCAUCGCCAAUAGCCCAAAGGUAGCCACUUUCCCAACAGACUUAAGCCUUGAAUACGUCGGCUUCGAUCACGUUCAUUGGUACGUUGGGAAUCCCAAACAAGCCGCGUCAUACUAUAUCACACGCAUGGGAUUUGCGCCGAUUGCAUACCGCGGUCCUGAAACGGGGUCCCAGUUCCUGGCUAGCUAUGUAGUGGCCAACGGCGCAGCGGUCUUUGUUCUAACUGGACCGGUCUGUGAGCCACUGGGGGAUGAAAAGAAUAAUGUGUUACAACAUGCUACAGAAGAACAACGAGCGACGCUUGCCGCGAUACACGAACACUUGACUCGGCACGGUGACGGUGUCAAAGACGUCGCGUUCCAGGUCACAGGCACGAUCGAGAACAUAUGGAAGCGAGCCAUUGAGAGUGGCGCAGUCGCCAUAUCCGAGCCAGAGACCAUUUCAGUGGAUAAAAUGGGUCACAUCACGACGGCCACGAUUGGAACCUACGGCGAUACAGUGCAUUCGCUGGUCAACCGGGAACACUAUAGAUCAAAUGCGCCCUUCUUACCCGGAUAUCGUACCAUCGAUGUUAAUGGGGACCCUAUCAAUCGGAUCUUGCCUGCGAUUGAAUUCAUCGAGAUAGAUCAUUGCGUUGGGAAUCAGUCAUGGGGAGGCUUAGACCGAAUCCUUAAAUACUACGAAGACUGCCUCGACUUCCACCGCUACUGGACAGUCGACGACAAAGCAAUGUGCAGCGAAUACUCAGCCAUGCGCUCGAUAGUAGUCGCCUCUCCAAACGAAACAAUCAAAAUGCCCAUGAACGAACCAGCAACGGGCAUGAAGAAAUCACAGAUAGAAGAAUUCGUCGACUACUACCAUGGCGCAGGCGUACAACACAUCGCCUUCCGCACACACGACAUUGUUAACGCAGUAACGAACCUCAAAGCACGCGGUGUACAAUUCCUUCAAGUCCCAUCAGCAUAUUAUGAAGAUCUCAGGCAGCGACUAUCUAAAGUCUCAUGGACACUAGCUGCGGAUCUGGACGUACUGGAAAGGCUGAAUGUACUCGUUGACUUUGAUGAGCGUGGGUAUCUACUGCAGAUCUUUGCGAAGCACAUCGGGGAUCGGCCGACAGUUUUCGUAGAGGUUAUUCAACGAAGUGAUUUUGAUGGAUUCGGGGCGGGAAACUUCAAGAGUCUCUUUGAGGCAUUUGAAAGGGAGCAGGCUCUGAGAGGCAAUCUGUGA
Penicillium maclennaniae is the source of this 1230-nucleotide messenger RNA. RefSeq names its product 4-hydroxyphenylpyruvate dioxygenase family protein. Gene Ontology annotation, biological process: L-tyrosine catabolic process. Lineage: Eukaryota; Fungi; Ascomycota; Eurotiomycetes; Eurotiales; Aspergillaceae. The record is from RefSeq and is a predicted model, not a curated record. Gene Ontology annotation, molecular function: 4-hydroxyphenylpyruvate dioxygenase activity. The transcript is spliced from 3 exons. The coding region runs from base 1 to 1230 and encodes 409 amino acids.